GAAUGAAAUGUCAUUCGCCACUAACAAAUCCAAUUUGUGUGGCUGUGGUCGGUACUCGGUAUUCUGAACAUAACAAUAAAAUUUACUCUUCGUCUUCGAAUUCAGUAGAUAAUAGUGAGUAAACACUAAAUAGAAACGAAGUGCAGUGAAGACUUGUAUACGUUUUUUAUUUCAAUAUAGUUAAAAUGUCUAGCGAAACGACUAACAAGAACUUUUCCAAUUUGGAUACACCUGGUUAUGUAGGGUUUGCCAACCUUCCCAACCAGGUGCACCGCAAGUCCGUGAAGAAGGGCUUUGAGUUCACUUUGAUGGUAGUCGGUGAGAGUGGACUGGGCAAGUCCACUCUAGUCAACUCUCUGUUUCUAACUGAUCUAUACCCUGAACGUGUUAUCCCUGACGCUAUUGAGAAGACGAAUCAGACAGUGAAGCUGGAUGCUUCGACGGUGGAGAUUGAGGAGCGAGGAGUGAAACUACGCCUCACCGUAGUUGAUACUCCUGGUUACGGCGACGCUAUUGAUAACACAGAUUGUUUCCGUUCGAUAAUUCAAUACAUCGACGAACAAUUUGAACGGUUCCUGCGAGACGAGAGCGGUUUGAAUCGACGUAACAUUGUUGAUAACCGUAUACAUUGCUGCUUCUACUUCAUAUCUCCGUUUGGACAUGGGUUGAAACCUCUCGACAUUGAGUUUAUGAAGCAAUUACACAACAAAGUGAACAUUGUGCCCGUUAUCGCCAAAGCCGACUGUCUCACCAAGAAGGAGGUUCAGAGGUUGAAGACUAGGGUAAUGGAAGAAAUUGAACGCGAGGGCAUCAAGAUCUACCAUCUACCUGACUGUGACAGUGAUGAAGACGAGGAUUAUAAGGAACAGGUACGUCAGUUAAAGGCAGCGGUGCCGUUCGCGGUGUGUGGCGCGGGGCAACAGUUGGAGGUGCGCGGGCGCCGCGUGCGCGGCCGGCUCUAUCCUUGGGGAGUCGUCGAGGUCGAGAACCCUGAACACUGCGACUUCAUCAAGCUUAGGACUAUGCUUAUCACUCACAUGCAAGACUUGCAGGAGGUGACUCAGGAAGUUCACUACGAGAACUACAGGUCGGAGCGACUCGCCCGCAGCGGACAGGUGCCCAAGCGACACACUUCGACUGAGAGCGGUUUGAGCGAGGCAGACUCUAACGGUCUUACAAAUGGAUCCGAAGACCCAAGUGACCGCGAACGUGCGCUGCGUGAAAAGGAGGCCGAGCUGCGUCGCAUGCAGGAGAUGUUGGAACAGAUGCAGCGACAGAUGAACCUGCAGGCUGCCAGCGGCGCCAGUACCACUACUACCGCAUAGUGCUUGCGUACCGCACAGUUGGACAUUAGUACGGCUGUCCAGCUGCCAGCGACGUGUGACCUCGUCAACUCUAUACUUCGCGCCAUCCCCUACUGCGUUACUUCCAACUAGGUGUAACUGUCGUACAGCCUGUAACGUUCACACAAAUAUAUCGCUCGAAAUUUGUAAUAUUAAGAGUUAAAAUUGUAUCGUUGAAAAAUCGUCUAAAUAGACUAGUUUAGCCGUAGUCGCUUUUCCCAUCACUAUUACAGUGACAUCUCGAAUACCUUAAUAUCAUCAUCAUGUCAUAAUGAUGUUCAUGUUCGCUUAGCCUUUGUGAUCAAAAAAUCCGUCAUUAAUAUUAAAAUAUGUAGUUUACAAAUAGCAAUAUUCACAAAAACUUUGUGUGACCGACGCCAUAUAUUUUUGUGAACAUUACAGAGUUAAGUAUUAUUUACUCAAAUAUUAUUUUCCUUUCAUAUAUUAUAGGACGAUUAUAGGUAUAUCCAUAUCUAUAGACAAUAGAAUGUUUUAUCUCUCUAUACUAGUUGUAAGGUAAAUGCAAUAUUUAUACAGUGCAGGUAUAUAACGUUUUAUUUUAAGAAAGUGCACUACACUUUGAAGUAGGCUACGAUUAAUCGACUAAUGUAUAUUUGAAUAGUCGAUUGUACGUUCAAGAUGCACACGGAGCACUGCAGAAUCUCACAUUGCUGUCUGUGUUAGGGUGCACUUUAUCUUAUAAUUCUAAGACAAUAUGCUAUCGUUGAUAUAGAAUGAGGUGUUGCAAGCUUAAAGCACAAUAUUACACGAAUCAUUUCUGUAAAAACUAGUAUUUUUCAUUCCAAUCUGUAGUGAGAAUUGACUUGUCCCACAUGAAUUCGUAAUUGUACUUGUCAAGUAGAUCGUAUACUAAAUAAGAUGACGUAACCUAUCGAUAUGUGUUAAUUAAUUGUUAAUGGUAACAAUAGGUUGUAAACAGCGGCCUCAUAAUGUUGAUCUGAUAUGCAUUUAUUAUUAUUGUUCUGUGCCAUUUCGUUCUAUAACAUGAUUUAUAUUUAAUACGUAUUUCUGUCAAUUAAGUCACUGCCUAUAUUUUGGUCGAAUAUUUAUAUUAUUACGUUGCAAUACCAGGAAACAUUUUUGGUUUAUAUAAUUAUGUUUUUCCUUAUAAAGAAGUGAAGACUUCAAAUUUUAUUCUCAUGACAAAAGUAUUAUUUUACUUUUAUGACUGACUUUAUAUUUUAUUUGAGUAUUCCAUUUUUGUAUUGUCAAUUUACUCUUUAAUGUUAGGAGAUUAUUACACUGUCCUACUAGGUAUGCAUGAAAAUAUAUUAUUAUUUUUAAGGAAUUAUUGGAAUGAUUGUAUCGAAUUGAAGGCUGAAUUGCUAUUUGGGAUGUCUAAUUAAAUUGAAUUAUCAAAUCCUAACUUUAGUAGGUACUUAAAAUUCUUAGUAUCUUGUGUAAUUAGAAUUUAUUCCAGCAUUGGUGCAUUUAUUUUGUAUUCUAAUGAUAUCUCCUUAUUGUAAACUAAUUGAUGAAUCGAACAUAAAAUGUAAUAAAUUUUAGAAGUUAAAUUGGUGCCAAAGUUUCGAAAUGAAAGUCAUUUAACUUGAAAAGUAAUAGUUUCUGGAUUAUUUUAUUGUGAGUUAUCUAGGUACCCGUGUACUUUUAUGUAAAAGAAACUUCUAUGUAAUCAUAUUUUUAUAGUAAAUGUAAACGAAUCAUUA
Spodoptera litura is the source of this 3031-nucleotide messenger RNA. RefSeq names its product Septin 1 (gene Septin1). Gene Ontology annotation, biological process: cell division. The record is from RefSeq and is a predicted model, not a curated record. Gene Ontology annotation, molecular function: GTP binding. Lineage: Eukaryota; Metazoa; Arthropoda; Insecta; Lepidoptera; Noctuidae.